Carlito syrichta (Philippine tarsier) is the source of this 1826-nucleotide messenger RNA. It is a transcript of the gene SIKE1, whose product is annotated as suppressor of IKBKE 1. The record is from RefSeq and is a predicted model, not a curated record. NCBI's taxonomy places the organism in Eukaryota, Metazoa, Chordata, Mammalia, Primates, Tarsiidae. The transcript has 5 exons. The coding region runs from base 16 to 651 and encodes 211 amino acids.
GGUGGCGCCGCCGCUAUGAGCUGCACCAUCGAGAAGAUCCUGACCGACGCCAAGACGCUGCUGGAGCGGCUGCGGGAGCACGAUGCGGCCGCCGAGUCGCUGGUGGAUCAGUCGGCGGCGCUGCACCGGCGGGUGGCCGCCAUGCGGGAGGCGGGGACGGCGCUUCCGGACCAGGUCAGGCGGAGGUAUCAAGAGGAUGCCUCCGAUAUGAAGGACAUGUCCAAAUACAAACCUCACAUUCUGCUGUCCCAAGAGAACACACAGAUUAGAGACCUGCAGCAGGAAAACAGAGAGCUGUGGGUUUCCUUGGAGGAACACCAGGAUGCUUUGGAACUCAUCAUGAGCAAGUAUCGGAAACAGAUGUUACAGUUCAUGGUUGCUAAAAAAGCAGUGGAUACUGAACCAGUCCUGAAAGCUCACCAGUCUCACUCUGCAGAAAUCGAGAGUCAGAUUGACAGAAUCUGUGAAAUGGGAGAAGUAAUGAGGAAAGCAGUACAGAUGGAUGAUGACCAAUUUUGUAAGAUUCAGGAAAAAUUAGCCCAAUUAGAGCUUGAAAAUAAGGAACUUCGAGAAUUACUGUCCAUCAGCAGUGAGUCUCUUCAGGUCAGAAAGGAAAACUCAAUGGACACUGCUUCCCAAGCCAUCAAAUAACUGAACUCUAAAUGAUGGCUAGAGAUUGUCUAUCAAGGAAGGAAGUUAUUAUCUUCCCAUUCAAGUAUUGUCCAUUCAUUGUCUUGCCUCAGACUUGGAUUAGUGUUGACUAAAGGUAUCAGGUGGCAGUUUAGAAUUUCCAGUCAGUAUUGGCUGUCCACAAAAUGGUUUUCAGGUGUGUGUGAAUCAUGCUGAGUUUCACCAUUCCUUUCUUAAAGAGAUUACUUUUAAUUUUCAUUUCUGGGACCUUGAUUGAUAUGAACCAUGUUUUCAGUUCAUAUUUAUUUUUCACAACUCUGAAAUUUUGAACAUUUUAUUAUAAGCCAGUGAUUUUAUUUUAUAUAGCACUGUAAAACACACUAGAAUUUUUAAAAGAGAUUUAACUUUUUAAAUCUAUUUGGCAUAAACCUGGAUUUUUUCCAUUUGACAAAAGUAAUACAAUUGCACAGAACUACAGGGGCAGAUUCUCUGAUUUGCAAUGUCAUUCACUUGGGAAGUUUUUAAGUCUCUCUGGUGCUAAGAGUUGGCACUUCAUGGCCUGGUGUCUUUACCCUUAAUUUGAGAGAGGCUACUGCUAGUCCCUAGAAAACAUACUUGAAAAUAAGUCAAUUUUCUUUUUCCCAGUGAUAACAUAGUUGUCAUAUUGUUCAAAGUUUUUAUUGUUCAAAGCUUAGGAAGCUGUCCUGUAUAUGUAUAUGCACACAUAUGUGCUUAGUUCAAAUGCUAAAAGUAGCUUUUAUUUAUUCUAUUAAAUAUAAGUAAUCAAAAACAAAAAUAUCAAAUAAACACACAAAAUAUAUAUAUAUAUACGUAGUCAGUUUUUCAAUUUUGUCCAACUAGAAAAUCUUCAACUUACAUCACAUAUGCAGUGUGAAGAGUAUCUCAGGUGUAUUCCCAUCAUAGUUCUUAGGUCUGACAUUCUGCUGUUUAAUUUGAAUAGAACUUCUCUUUUAUAGUUAAGAACCAUCACUUACUUUGAUGUCUUUCAUUACUAGUGCUAAUAGUUGGCUUUCUUUUUAGAUCUGUUUUUUUAUACAGAAGCAGUUUUAUUACCUAAUGAGAAUUAUUACAUUCAUAAUCCUGUGUAGGCAACAACAGAGCAACAUUGAGAUUCAAACGCUGGGUGGUCAACCAGGUUCACUCAUCAGUUCACUUCCCUGUCCCAGUUUACUCAC